This is a messenger RNA of Portunus trituberculatus (swimming crab), 666 nucleotides long. RefSeq lists its product as uncharacterized. The coding region runs from base 1 to 666 and encodes 221 amino acids. Lineage: Eukaryota; Metazoa; Arthropoda; Malacostraca; Decapoda; Portunidae. The transcript is spliced from 4 exons. The record is from RefSeq and is a predicted model, not a curated record.
AUGUCCAGAACUCGGCAGCACCACCACCUGCUUCCACUCUUCCUGCAUCUGCUGUUAUGGCUUCAUGUCGAGGGAUUCCAGGAGGUGUAUUACAAGCGGCAGUUCUCAGGAUCAAGAACUUUUGUUGGAAAUUUUAGUAGCUACACGACGUCGACGAUAAGGUGUGCCUCUCUGUGUAGUAUCCUGGAGUGCCAUGCGUGGUCCUGGGACUCGGCUAAGGGUGAAUGCCUCGUGUAUACUUAUCUGGAGGGGACAAUACAAUCCGCCCCCUCGACCUGUAGCAGCUACCUCCCGCUUUACACCUUUAUCCCUCUCUGGGCAAAAGGUUACAACUGGAGCUGGCUGGAAGCAAUGAUCGCCUGUAAGACCAUCUGGGCAACGCAGGCUUAUGUGGGUCACGAGGAGAGAUUCGCCCUGGAGAAGAAGCUAGGCAGUCCUUACUUCGUGGGUUUGAAAAAGACGUCAAAUAACUCGUGGGCAGACACCUCAGGAGUGAUCGUGCCUGACCCAAUGUGGAGCACUGGAUACCCCAUGAGCGAGAAGUGCGCCAUGUACAACGGUGGCCUGAAGGACGUGGAUUGCUUUGACAGGUUCAGUUUGAGAACCAUCGUAGUAAGAGAGCAUAGCGUUUCAGAAUACAGGUUACGUCGUGGCAGUGAUGAGUGA